UUUACACCACCGGCAAGCAGGCAGCAGUACUAAACUCAUUAAAGCUUCUCUUUCUUGUUCUUCUUCUGGCACUUUGGUGAGUGGCAAUGGCUAAGAUCCUCUGCCUUGUUAUUUUGGCCCUCAUUGCCAUCUCCAUGGUUGCAACCACGGCUAUGGCCAAUGCCCACAUUGAUAGGGCACGAUAUGGUGAAGGGAGCCUAAAGGGUUACGAGUGCGGCUCGCAAUGCAAGAGGAGGUGUCAGAAGACACGGGCUUCUUUGAAUCAGCCCUGUCAACUCUUCUGUAACAAAUGCUGUGCAAAGUGCCUCUGCGUUCCUCCUGGAUACUCUGGAAACAAGCAGGUUUGUGCUUGCUACAACAACUGGAAGACAAAGAAAGGAGGACCAAAGUGCCCUUGAAUACUUCGUCCCAUUAUCACUCUCGAUCGAGUCCCUGAGGCUCCUAACAUAUAUGGCACAAGCUGGUGGCGGUGCCAGAGCGGUUGUUUAAUUUGUAGUCUUUCUUUCUGAUUCCUGUCAGUUGUCGUCUUUACUCUUUAGUCGCUACAAGUCAUGAGUUCUAUGACUUCAUAUUGACAAACUUUUACUAAUGUUUGCUCCUCCUCUGGGGAAAGAAGUUUUACCCAAUGUUUGCCCGUCAGAGAGCAGUAGCGUCUCACCACAUCAGUUCCCCUUAGUGCCGUGGGAUAAUCCAAUUAUCUUGCAAUGCAAUUUAGUAGGUUCAACAAUCAA
Messenger RNA from Coffea arabica (coffee), 731 nucleotides. RefSeq names its product gibberellin-regulated protein 6-like. The record is from RefSeq and is a predicted model, not a curated record. Lineage: Eukaryota; Viridiplantae; Streptophyta; Magnoliopsida; Gentianales; Rubiaceae.